GAGGAGGAAGAAGGUUUCAGGGUGAAAGAGGAGGAGAAGGACAUGACUGUCACAGUGAAAGAGGAGGAAGAAGGUUUCAGGUUGAAAGAGGAUGUUUUAGUGAAGGAAGAAGAGGAUGUUUUUGGUGUGAAAGAGGAGGAAGAAGCUUUGAGAGUGAAAGAUGAGGGGGAUGAUGAUGAAGAGGAGGGGGAGACUGGAGAUCUGAUUAACACCAAAGAGAGACCAGACUCUCACUCUGAUAGCAGGAAGAGUCCUUCGGGGGAACCAGAUCCAGAGACACCCAAACCAGCAAGACCACACCACUGCUCCCAGUGUGGAAAGAGUUUUACCCGGUUAUGGGACCGGAAAAUACAUGAGAGAAUACACUCUGGAGUGAAGCCUUACCACUGCUCAGACUGUGGAAAGAGAUUUACCCAGCUAGGGCACCUGAAAGAACAUAAGAGAACACACACUGGUGAGAAGCCCUACCAAUGCUCCCAGUGCGGAAAGAGUUUUAACCAGUUAGGGGCCCUGAAAACGCAUGAGAGAAUACACACAGGAGAAAAGCCCUACCAAUGCUCCCAAUGUGAAAAGAGAUUUACCCAGUUAGGUACCCUGAAAGAGCAUGAAUUAAAACACACAAAGAUACAGGAGAAGACCUACCACUGUUCUCAUUGCGGAAAGACAUUUUCCCAGUCAGAGGACCUGAAAUCACAUGAGAGAAUAGCGAGGCUGUGUUCCGACUUAUGUUUUUGACUGAGAAUUUGUGUCUUUGUUCAUGCUAGACGCUGUUCAUCACAUUUGCCGCCAGCCUAAAACCGCCUGCUUUUUUCCCUAGCCACCGUGCUUCUACACCUGCAUUGCUUGCUGUUUGGGGUUUUAGGCUGGGUUUCUGUACAGCACUUUGAGAUAUUAGCUGAUGUACGAAAGGCUAUAUAAAUAAUUUGAUUUGAUUUGAUUUGCUGACUGAUAAUAGAAGAACGCUCGUGGACCUUGUUCCCGUUGGGACGUAGACAGUUUUCUGAAGACAAAUGAACGUCAGUCAAAAGUAUUUUAUAGUUCUUCCAGAGGAGGCGGUAACUGUCAGUGUACUUGACCUCUGAUUUGUCGAGCUUCGGGUCAGUCAUUCCCACUUCAGUCCAUGUGUGAAAGAAGGUGUGGUUGGUUGCAUUUUACAAAGCCCCUAAUCUAUUUUCCACUAAUUGGUCUUAUGACCAAUCACAUCAGAUAUUUCUUUUCAGAGCUGAUCUAAGUGGUCAAAAUAAUCAAAAUUUUGUGGAUUUUUUUAAAAUUUAGAAUUCUGUUUAAACGCAGCCAUUGAGUAAGAUUCUGUUCAUAAAUAAUUAUAUCCAUAACUUUCUGUACCUUCUUUGUGCAGAAAUAAAACCUAUUUCAAUGUUCAUGUAAUUUCCUUGGGGUUCCAUAGGUACCAUAUUUGACAUGGUAAUAACCUCAUAUUUAUCAUUGCUGGGGAGUAUCUGAAAUUCAUUACACAGAGCAUAGUGAAAGGCAUAACUACACAAUCAUUCAUUUGUUACAUUCGAUAUCCGAAAUACUCUGUCACUGUGUGUCCUUUGGUAAAAUAUGAUUUAUCAGAUUAUUGGUUAAUUAGCAGUCUGGUGGUCCCUUGGGCUUGUAAGUAAGCAUUUCACUGUAAGGUUUACACCUGUUGUAUUCGGCGCAUGUGACAAAUACGAUUUGAUUUGAGUAAAUCCAGGACCUCUGCAACGUCUCUUUGUUGUGCAAACGUUUAAGAUUAACAUAAAAAAAUGUUUUAUUUUGUUUUGACUGUGAUACAAGUAUAAACUCUGACCUUUAAUAACACAGAACACAUGAUCUCAUGAUCGCUCUCCCAAAGCGUCUUACUACAGUAAAGCUAUCAAUUCUUCCACGCAAGUGGGGACACUUCAGGCUGAAAAGUGAGUUUCACACAUUCCCCAUGUGAAAAAGAACAUGUCAUGGAAAUGUAUAGAAAAGUUAUUUGGUUGAUUUAUGAUUAGAGGGAAAAGAAAUAUAGAAUUACAUACACACAAAAAGCUUAUUUCUCUCACAUUUUGUGCACAAAUUUUGU
This is a messenger RNA of Salvelinus namaycush (lake trout), 2050 nucleotides long. RefSeq names its product zinc finger protein 3-like. Gene Ontology annotation, cellular component: nucleus. Gene Ontology annotation, biological process: regulation of transcription by RNA polymerase II. The record is from RefSeq and is a predicted model, not a curated record. Gene Ontology annotation, molecular function: DNA-binding transcription factor activity, RNA polymerase II-specific; RNA polymerase II cis-regulatory region sequence-specific DNA binding. The transcript is spliced from 2 exons. The coding region runs from base 43 to 735 and encodes 230 amino acids. NCBI's taxonomy places the organism in Eukaryota, Metazoa, Chordata, Actinopteri, Salmoniformes, Salmonidae.